AGAGUAAUUUGUUGAUAUCCUGCUUGGUAGUAUUAAUUUAGACUUUGGUAUUUCAAAGUAACAUUUACCCCCACUGUAGGGGUUUUUAUUUGCAUUUGGCAGCACAGUUAAUAAGAACGUUAUCUAUAUGAAGGGCUAAUGGAAGACACAAGGGAUUUGGAUGCCACCUGUGAUACCAAGAGGAGGAAGUAGACAGGCUGUCAACAGUAAACAUUAAACCCCGCUCCGGAUCAUACACACAGUGAGCAAGACGCUGAACGCACCCCACGUUCAGAGCGCAAGCGGAGAGACUCGUUCGGGAUGUUUGAUGGCUAUGACAGCUGCAGUGAGGAGUCUACCAGCAGCUCCAGCUCAGAGGACAGCGAGGACGAGGUGAUGCCCUCCAUCCCGGCCAGCCUGCCCAUCAUCAAGAACAAUGGACAAGUUUACACUUACCCUGACGGAAAGGCUGGAAUGGCCACUUGUGAGAUGUGUGGGAUGGUUGGAGUACGAGAUGCUUUUUACUCAAAAACCAAGCGCUUCUGCAGUGUGUCAUGUUCUAGGAGUUAUUCCUCAAAUUCCAAAAAAGCUAGCAUCUUGGCACGACUCCAGGGCAAACCACCAACAAAAAAGGCCAAAGUCUUACAGAAACAGCCCCUCAUGGCAAAGUUGGCUGCUUACGCCCAGUACCAAGCGAGUCAGCAGAACCAGGCCAAAUCAAAAGCAGUGGUCCCUGCAGAGAGCUUUGACUGGGGUCGGUAUAUCUGUAGCAAUGACACAGUUGGAGCUCCAGUCAGCUGUUUCAAGCAUGCCCCCAUGGGGACAUGCUGGGGGGGCAUAGAGGAAGGAGUGAGGCUUGAAGUGCCCAACUCUGAUACCAACCUCUCCACUAAGGUGUACUGGAUAGCAGAAAUCAUUAAGCUAGCAGGGUUCAAGGCUCUCCUGCGGUAUGAGGGCUUCGAUAGCGACACCAGUAAAGACUAUUGGUGUGAUCUCUGCGUCCCGGAGGUGCACCCGGUGGGAUGGUGUGCUUCGAGUGGCAAACCUCUUAUACCUCCGAAAACCAUACAGCAUAAAUACUCUAACUGGAAAGCUGUUCUUGUGAAGCGCCUCACUGGAGCUAAAACACUGCCACCGGACUUUAAUACCAAGGUACAAGAGAACCUGCAGUUCCCCUUUAAGAAGCUGAUGCGGGUGGAGGUGGUGGAUAAGAACUACCUGUGCCGGACACGGGUGGCGCUGGUGGAGCAGGUGACUGGGGGGCGCCUCAGGCUGGUUUAUGAAGAGAGCCAGGACGGGUCGGAUGACUUCUGGUGCCACAUGUACAGCCCCCUCAUUCAUAAUAUAGGCUGGUCGCGCAGCAUCGGACACCGCUUCAAACGAUCCGAUUUCACAAAGAAAAUGGAGGGUCAAGUUGAUGCUCCUGCACUGCAUUUCCUGAAGGUGAAAGAUGUGGACCAGAGUGGGGAUUGGUUCAAAGAUGGGAUGAAGAUAGAAGCCAUUGAUCCCCUCAACCUCUCAGCUAUAUGUGUAGCCACUGUAAGAAAGGUGUUGGCAGACGGGUACCUCAUGAUCGGGAUCGAUGGUUCUGAGGCGGUGGACGGGUCAGACUGGUUCUGUUACCACGGCACCUCCCCCUCCAUCUACCCUGUCGGCUUCUGUGAAAUCAACAACAUUGAACUCACGCCCCCUAGAGGGUAUACUAAACUGCCAUUUAAAUGGUUUGACUACCUCAGAGAAACAGGUUCAAUAGCUGCUCCUGUCAAGCUCUUUACCAAGGAGAUUCCUAAUCACGGUUUCCGGCAAGGCAUGAAGCUGGAGGCUGUAGAUCUAAUGGAGCCUCGGCUGGUGUGUGUUGCCACGGUGACGAGGAUUGUGCACCGGCUACUGAGGAUCCACUUUGACGGCUGGGAGGAUGAGUAUGACCAGUGGGUGGACUGCGAGUCACCUGACCUCUACCCUGUGGGUUGGUGUCAGCUGACCGGCUACCAGUUGCAACCCCCCGCCUCACAGAGUACCAGAGAUCUGCCUCAGUCUGUACCCAAACAGAAGAAGAAGGCCCAGCAGUACAAAGGCCAAAAGAAAAAGAGGAAGAUUCCAGUUGGUCGACGGCCCUUCAGUCAGACCGGCAGGAGGAGGAGCAGCUUCUCCGGAGACGAAGAGCAGAGCCCCCCCCCUUACCCUGCACAGGGGCCCUCUCGGCCACGGCCCCGACCCAGAACACACCUGCACCAAACACACAAAUCAGAGCCUCUCCUGAGGAUGAAGGAAGACCCGGCGGAGGUGGACGAGUUCACCUUCUCACAGGGCACCUCGGACCAGGAGAGCAACGGCUCCGGCAGCUACUACAUCAAACAGGAGCCCUGAGGGCAGGACUAGCAGGAGCAGGGGGGCAGGACUCUCCUCUGGGACCCCCCCUCUGGGACCCCUCAGGGAGGUGCAGAGUCAACCAGCCUCAAACCACACUCAGACCAACGCCUCAGGCCUUCAUGGAGUCCCUACAGGAAAUGACGAGGAGG
This is a messenger RNA of Notothenia coriiceps (black rockcod), 2498 nucleotides long. RefSeq names its product mbt domain containing 1 (gene mbtd1). The transcript has 18 exons. The record is from RefSeq and is a predicted model, not a curated record. Lineage: Eukaryota; Metazoa; Chordata; Actinopteri; Perciformes; Nototheniidae. Gene Ontology annotation, cellular component: nucleus. Gene Ontology annotation, molecular function: zinc ion binding; chromatin binding. Gene Ontology annotation, biological process: negative regulation of DNA-templated transcription. Bases 301 to 2346 code for a protein of 681 amino acids.